Messenger RNA from Parascedosporium putredinis, 2055 nucleotides. NCBI's taxonomy places the organism in Eukaryota, Fungi, Ascomycota, Sordariomycetes, Microascales, Microascaceae. The record is from the annotation of a GenBank genome assembly.
AUGUCCAACUCUCCCGCCGUCCCCAGGACGGCGCCAAUCGCCAUUGCCCCCAAGCCAAGUGGACCUGUUGCCGCGGUAUCUAGCUCGGCGUCGUUAUCCGGAUCGGCUAGUCGUCGCCAGAAACACCAACUCGACGGAAACAACAAGUUUGAUCUUGGUAAAGGUAGCAUGUCAUCUUUCGAUGCCUCCGCGCCCCACUCCCUUGCCAGUUCUCCUUCUAGCCCGUGCGAUUCCUGUCGUAGACUUCGACUCAAGUGCACCACGGCUGGCGACGAAGACGACGGCGGCUGCAUCCCGUGCCAAAGAAGUGGCUCCGAAUGUUCACUGGUCCUCAGUCCCCGACCCAGGAAACGUAAAUUGACCAAAGGCUCGGCUGCUCUGAAUAGCAUGACCGCGCAACAGCGCAGUUCACCCUUGACCCAGGAUAGCAGGAGAAGGCGCCAGUCUCAGCCGAAUUCCGCCUUAUCGUCGCCGUCUACGAGCGCGUCGCUCGUCGAAGAGAUGGCUAACGUCGGAGGCCCAACGCUGCUGAAGCGAACGCUCGGCAUGCAAAACGACCGCUACAGCCAGCAUAUCGGACCCACGACCGAUUUCGAGCCCUCGCUUAUCAAUCUCUCUCCAUUCAACCCCGAAGAUGAAAGUCUCCUCUCGAGGGGAACCCUGCGCAGGCACCAGCUCAAAGAUGUAGACGAGGUAGAGAGGCUCGUGGCACCUCAUGGAAAACACCUUAUCGACCUCUACUUCAGGGUGGUCCACCCCGGGUUCCCGAUUAUCCAAAAGGGCGUCUUUUUGGAAAAGUAUGAGCGGUCCUAUCGAGUUCUCGCCGCCCCUCUUGGCAGCGGUCUACCUCCUCGCCAUCAACUGAGACUUGUGCGAUCCACCCUCGCCGACGCCAUGUAUAGGCCUAAGCUCUCGACCAUCCAAGCAGGACUUCUGCUCUCCCAGCGGCCUGAAGGCGACCAAUGGGCUCCUACCGCACAGCUGGUAGCCAUCGCCCAGGAGCUGGGACUCCACCUGGACUGCACAAACUGGAAGAUACCGCCGUGGGAAAAGGGCUUGCGGAAGCGACUGGCUUGGGCACUCUACAUGCAGGAUAAAUGGGGCGCCCUGGUUCACGGACGGCCAUCCCACAUCUUUCCGACAAACUGGGCUGUGCAGCAGCUGUCCGAAAACGACUUUCCCGACGUUGAUUGGGACGAGAAUGACAUUGAGGAGAGGAGGGAGGUGGAAGCCGGCCGGCUCAUCUUUUGGGCCAUGCAGACGGUCAUGGAUGCGGGGGCGCAAGGAACUCACAUGGUGCUAUCCCUCGCGAAACCCGUGCAGCUCAAGUUGAAGGAGUGGUUUUCUAGUCUUCCACCGGUGCUUCGCAUGGACUCGUCGUACUCGGCCAAGGGCAACCCGGGCGGACGGCUCUCGAGCGUGGGAUACCUCCACCUGGCGUAUUUCGCGACAGAAAUCACGCUCCAUCGACGAAUCAUCAGGUCCCUCACCGCCGCGGAAGCAGGUGGAACAGUGGACCCUUACCUUCAGCACAUCUGCCGCAACGCCGCCAAGGCCCGACUGAUCUCGGCCAUGGAUUUUGUCAAUCGCCUUUCGCCAAACCACCUCCGUGCGUUUUGGUAUUUUGCGUCCAAGACAAACUUUGCGCUCAUUGGCACUUUUGGGUCGCUCCUGUGGGCGACUAGCCCGGGACAGGAAGAGGCCGAGUGGUACCGUCGGCGUCUCGGCGAGUAUAGGUGGACGCUGAGCGUGAGCUCCAAACCUGGCGGAUCUAGCCGUCUGACCGAGUUCGCUAUGACCAUGCUCGAUAUCAGCACGGGGUUGUUGAAAAAGCUCCCGGAGAAGCCUGUGCUAAGCCGUAAUGGAAGCACGGCCGACAUGGCAGGACUGAACGGCGUGGCACCGGCCGGGCCGUCGAGACCGAGGAACCAGGACUGGUUUUCUCCCGAGGGGUACAGCGGAUUCCCAUCGACGGAGGCGAGCGAAGCUGUGAGCCCGAGGAGCGAGAGCGACAGUAGCGAUGACGAUAUGUACGACAAUGCUCCCGGCGCCUGA